This is a messenger RNA of Colletes gigas, 7456 nucleotides long. RefSeq lists its product as uncharacterized. The transcript is spliced from 8 exons. The record is from RefSeq and is a predicted model, not a curated record. Lineage: Eukaryota; Metazoa; Arthropoda; Insecta; Hymenoptera; Colletidae. The coding region runs from base 339 to 6938 and encodes 2199 amino acids.
UGAAAACAGUGGGACAGCGUACGAGAGACAGACACCCUGCAACGGGACUCUGUGUGUUUUUCACGGAAUUGUUUUCUGAGUUUUCCUACCAAAAAUCACGCUUCGCGACGGCGAUUUUUUGGCCGAAAGGGCCGCAUCUAUCAACCCCACUAUUCCGGCCGGCCGCUCACCUACUCGCACCUAAAGACGAAUUAUGUAGUUUUUCCGCUUGGUGUACAGUCAAUUUGUUCCUGUCUCAUUUAUAAGAGGAAAGGGAAAUUGACAAACUAUCUUGAACGCUACCAUGGUAGUAGCAAUUACUCAAUGGUCGGUAAUCGGCUUGCAAUUUCAUGUAACGAAUGAAAUUGCAGGAGCCCAAUGUGGGCGGAAGUGAGAUGGCAUCCAGGGAAAAGAAACCCUUAGCGCCUUCCAAAGCAAAACAGAAGGCCAAUAAUGAUUCUGGCUUGCCGUCGAACGAAAUCAAAAGUAGAAAGGGCAAGUCUUUGUCAAAUUUGAAGCAACAACUCGCACGUGAUAUUUUUGAGGCAGUGGCGACUGGUAGUCAGUUUUCUCCAAAAUUAGAGGCAAGCCUGCCACGAAAGAAAGUCCUUAGGAACCUUAAGCGCAAACAAAAAUUGAGAGUGGCAAAGGCAAAUCUCAUUAAGUCUAAGGUUACAAGGAAAGUGACGAAUAGGAAUUUGUGCAGAAUAACCGACAUCAAAAAGGGCGUCAGAACGAAAAGAGUUAAAUUGCCAGAGGGGAACGUGGUUAAGGCAUCUGACGGUAACUCAAGAAUAUUAGAACAACGCGCGAACGAUACGGAAAGUGAAAGUACAAGAGCAGAAACUAUUAACAGAAGUGCCAAGAACAACCUCAGGACCAAAAAGACCAAGUUUGUAACAAAGAGUAGCGGCGAAGUAGAAAACGAGGACGCACAGGACAAGGAUACAGACUCUAUUGCUGGGUCCAGUACCAAAACCAGUCCAAAAUUAAAUAGGAAAGGGAAAAGUUUUGAUAGUCCAGACUCUUUGUCCAAAAGCAUUAAAUCGACAAAGUUAUCAGGAUUUAAAAGGAACAGUAUCAGGGAGAAGGACAGCUGCACCAAAAAUACAGAAGGUGAUAUCAAGUGUACGAAAGGGAAAAAGAGUAACGGCAAAGAUAUAGAUUACUCUACCACAAAGGCAUCCGGUGUUGAUACAAAAUUUUCAAAAUCCCUUCUGGAUGCUAAGAGUUCUAUAGAUCUUACCAUAGACGAAGUUAUUGCUUCGAUGUUGAGCGAUUCAGAGGUAGAUAAUCAACAAGGAAUAACAGAAAAAAUUGAGGGAAAAAUUACAAGAAGUAGGAAGAUGCUGGUAGAAGAAACUAUACUUCCAGACGAAAUUAAAAAGGAACCGGACAGCGACGAUACUAAAAUUAUAUCUGACGGUGAAAAUUUGGAAACAGAAUCCUUCCAAAGUGCAAUUCAGUUGAGGAAAAGGUCAAAUACAUCGAUUGGUCAAAGAAGUUUAAGGAAUGGAAAGUUACGACAAUCGGAUUCUGCUAUUUCUGCGGACUUGGAUCCCAAGAAACGUCGAAGAUUAAACUCGGAUGACCCUGUCGGUUCAGAAGUUUCAGGAGAUAACAUUGCAGAUAGUAGUAUAGAUACAGAGUCUUGCUUUUCUGAAUCUAGUGGUAACGAUCCUCAAACAGUUAUGGUAACAGCCAAAGAUGAAUUUUGCUUGAAACAGGAUCCGUUGAAAAAUUGCGAGGAAAAUUCCCAGAAUGGUUCAGAAACAGAAAACAAUAAUAACAGUGAUCGAGUAGAUAGGGCUAGUGAAGUAGGACCCACUCUGCGCUCAAAAACUAAAGCCAAAAGUACAGAGAUCGAAAUAAAAUGUGACAAUAUCAAAGUUGAAUAUACAAGAGUAGCACCUAAGAAUACAGAAGAAGAUAUAAAGAAAGUAAGCAAUUUAGAUCAAGUUAGGAAGGAUAAUAUUUUAGCAAAAUUUACAGACAAGUCCAAGAGUCGAAGAAGUAGUUUAAACAUAGAUAUGAAAAAAACAGUAGGUUCAUUUUAUAGUACGGAUAAAUCGGAUAGUAAUCCAAAGUCUCAAAUAGAUCAAAUGAUAGAGAAUAUCAAACUUACUAUCGCAAAGUCCAUCGAAAGUAAAAUGUUCGGGGCAGAGAAGGGACUUGGAUUAAACAAAAAUUUUGAAGUACCAAAAAUCGAGGAAAUAAUUGCACCGUUGAGUGCGGAGUCACAAAAAUUGGGUUUAGAGGAAACUGUGGAUGAAGACAAGUCUACUAUUUCCAAAACUGAGAUUAAAUCGGAUAGUUCAGAAAAUACAGUACCAAAAGUGGCCGACACUGCCAAAGAAAUUGAAAAACUAGUCAUGGGUGAUAUCGAACCAGCAGAAACUCAUUCACAAAACAUUCAAGAAAGCGAACCUUCGGACGUUGACGGAAGUAAUAGCGUGCAUAAUACUUCGGAACCUGUGCUCGCUGCAGAGAAUACAGAGAGCAGUUGUUGCAAUUCCAUAGAACAACAGGAACAGUCAAGCCAAAAUUCUACCCCUACGGAGGAGCCUGAAAAGUGUUUGGAUCAAACUACGGAUGAUCAGAAAACAGUGGACGAUAGUAAAAAAGCAGUUGCUCUCAGAAAAUCUCCAAGAAUAAUCGAUAAAAAUUCUCCAGAAAACGUGAACAGCGAAAUUGUGAAAAAGGUAAGCAGAGCAUCGAAUAAAAUAAUUCAGAAGUCUGAUAAUUGCGAAGAAUCUCCACAAGAAGAUUUAAAUAAAUCUUCGUCCCCGCAAGUAGAUGUAACAAAAUUUCCAUCUUUGCAGGAAGAUUUAAAUGAAUCCGCGUUCGAAGAUGCAACCAAAUUUCCAUCUUCGCAAGAAGAUGUAAACAAAUCUACUCUCGCAGAAGCAGCGUCAAACGAUGGCGAAACCGUGUCUAAACAGAUGAAAGAGAGGCUGGCGGAAGAGAAAAAGGGAAACGAGACAACCGAAAGGGAAACCAUGGUUCCUUCUAACGUUUCCGUGAACUUCGAAGAGGCAGAGACGUUGGAAAGUAUUUCUAAGGAAGUGGAGAGAUUAGUUGCGGAAAGUCAAUUGAACAGUCAGAUACAAACAGUUGCGGAGGGUGUAAACAAACAAGAAUCGAGUACUAAAAUCGUAACUGAGUUCUCUUCGUCCCCAAGCAUAAAGGAAGAAGUGAUCGUUGAUGAAGUCGAACCGAACGAUAAUGAUACAAGAAACAUAUACGAGGCAAUGGAGAAUGACAAAGAAAUUGAUACCGGCGCUCUGGAAGCUGCACAAGACGCGAAAGAAGAUGGUAGCACUUGUUGCGUGUCGGAUAACCUCGACGCGGACGCGGAUUCGAAACAAAACAAAAAUUCUGAUUCCAGCGACAAUUCCAUCGAAAACAGCAAGAAAGGAGACAAUAUUUGCGACGACGUUGGCGGCUGCAACGACGAGAUCGGAGUUCCGAGUUCAGAGUCUAAUGAGAAGAAGGCAGUUACGAGCAAACAAACGGAGCACGGCGAGUCUGCAGCGACGGAGGAAGAGGGCGAAAAGAUGGCGGCCAACGGGGCGACGGAGGAGCAAAAGUCUGCCGCGGAGGACAAGAGGAGGGUGCUGAGGGCUCGUGACAAGGCGAGGAAAACCGAGAAACGGUACCCGUCGUUGGCGAAUGUGAAAAUCGAGGAGGAGAACGCCGACAAGGUGCAGAGUCAGACGCAGAACGACACCGAGGAAGCGCAAGAGUUGGUGGAGGUGAAGGUCGAGGUUAUAACGGAGGAGGCGGACGAGCUGGACGACUCGGAGCCACAGAUUCGGCCGAGACGCGGCAGGGAGGCGAAGAAACGAAAAGAGGAUCAGCUGGCGGCGUUGAGGAGUAAACGGUCGAAGCGGGAGCUACGCAGAUCCGAUCAACAGAACAAGGAGGAGACGUUGCUGGACGACGAGGUGGCCACGAUAAACGAGAACAACCGGUCGUUUCUGAACAAGUACGGGAACGUGGCGGGAUGCGUGGCGAAUUUUCGCGGUUUCUCGGAGGGCGGCAGAGGCAGCCUGGAGAAAAGGGACCACAGCGCGAACAACGCGCGGAGCAAGUCGGAGAACGACCUGCUGACCAUCGUGAAGGAUCCCGGGAAAGGUGACAUCUCCAUGGGCCACGUGGCGAAGGUAACGGAGAACGUGAACAUCCUGACCGGGGAUUGCAAGGCCGCGAAAACACCGGAGACGUCGCAGAAGGACUCCGACGAGACGUCCAUGUCCGGCGAGUCGUCCAGCAGCGUGAACGUCACGCCGAAGAUCAUGGAGACGCCGGAGGACAAGGCGAAGAAAGAGUCGAUCCUGAGACUGCUUGGACUGGAGUCGCUGGAGAAGGCGGCCGAGAGGCUGAGCCAUCAGAAGGCUAGAAAGGAACAGUACACGGGCACGCUGAAGACGGUGAUACGGGUCCAGAAGGAGAAGGACAAGGACAAGAGGCGGUCGAGGUCGCCGUUGAAGAUGGUGCUGAAGCAAGGACGCGGCGAUGGGGAGGGCGAUUCACCCGAGUUCUACACCAUUCAAAAGGAGUUUGGAACCAGUGGUUUGGGAGAUAGCAGCUCUGGUGCGAACCGAAAGUUCUCUACUAACCACAGACACUCUUGCGAUGAGGAUGUCGAGGACGUCACGCCGAAAGAUCGCCAGUCUCUUGUUAUUCCAGAGAAGUCAUCCUCGUUCUCCAUUCAUCCAGGACGUUUGUGCGCGGACGUCUGUUGUUAUUGCUUCGGGAAAUUCGGCUCCUUGGACACGCCGAUGCAUCUGGCGCAGAUGAAGUCCGACGAAAGACGCAAGAAGAUCUUGAACAUCGAAAGACACCUCACGAAGGACUCUUGUUUGUGCGAUGCGUGCUACCGCCACGUGGACAGAAAGGCGAACACAAGUCCAACGAACAUGCAGACAAAGCCUCCGAAACAACACCGGCAACUGAUGGUGUCUAAAUGCUCGGCACGCGAUUGCAGAGACCCUGCGCGACAUCAUGUCAAACGUCGUUGGUUGCUCAAGAUAAAAGCUGGUCUGCAGCAGGUGAAUGUGGACAUCGAUUGGGAGUCGAGUCAACACACGUCCAUGUCAUUCUGCGUCAGUCAUUAUUCGAAAAUAGAACGAUUUUUGACCUGCGCGCUCUGCAAACGUCGCCUGGCGAGGAACUAUACUCAUCAGCUGGCGAACGCGGAAACUGACGAGCUGAACCAGUUACUGGGGCAACAGGGGGUUCCUGUAGCGCUGGCUGCCGGUACCUUUGUCUGCAAGUUGUGUCGUUACUUCACGCAGUUGCAAUUGAAAUACAAAGAUGUCGAGAACAUGAACACGAGUCAUCGAUCCUUCUUCAAGAAUUACCGGAAAAGAAUUCUACACUAUCACGAUAUCGAGGUUCUGGACAACGAGGAUGGCGAUACGUCGCAGAAUCAGUCCAAGGAUAAGGACAAACGCAAGAAAAGCAACAAGUGUACCGCCCAGCCGAAAGGUGGGACCACGUCCAAGUCUCCCGAUGGCACGACGAACUCUGCUUCGGAGAAGUCGACGCCCGAACCGGCCAAGACCGAGGGUGCCAACUGCGAGACGGAGAACGAGCCACGUUCGGUGAAAUCGAACUCGAACUCGACGGACGAACCCAUCCCUACGGACGUGCAGUACCUCGGUAUCGAGAGCACCGUGGAAAAGCUGAAGAAACGAAAGCUGCUCGAGAUGCAUCCAUACGCUGGCUCGGAUACGACGAUAACCUGCGAGGGACCUAGCGAGGUGGUCGAGAUACUCGCGAUGGACAAGGAGGUGACCCUGACCAGACUGCCAAAGAGACCAAGGACCAAUAACGACAUAACGCCCGUGGUGCAACGACUCGGCGCCAAUCCCUCGAUAAGCGUGCGCACCCUGUUCCCCGGCGAGGAAGAGAUGAACCUUCACGCCAGCAUCGAAUUCACAAACGUGCGCGAGAUCACGCCGCAGGGUUGGGAGAAAUGCGCGACGAUGAUACAGUACGACAGGGACACGAAGCACCUUUGGCAGGAGUUGCAAAGACCAUACGGGAACCAGAGCUCGUUUCUCAGACACCUAAUACUUUUAGAAAAAUAUUACAGGUCCGGUGACCUGAUACUGGCGCCGAACGCCUCGCGAAACGCCAUUAACUACUCGACGUCCGUGCAGAACAGAUUGAUAUCGUACGAGGGCCCCGAGAAAAUGGACGAGCCGAUCAUGGAGCCGAUCUGCACCGAGUUCAACUCCCGUCGUAUGAGCGGCGGCUACCUGCUCGAAAGGGACAGACUGUCCCUGCCUGGCACGAGCAUGACGAAACCCGCGGCUACACCUGGCGCGCAACAGCCAGGCAAGGCCAGCCCGUCGCGUCUCCUGAAGCUCAAUCCCGGCGUGUCGAUCAUCAAGAAACCACCGCCGAGCCUGCAACGAUUAAACCUGCCGUCCACCAGCACCGCGACCGCGAACGGCAACGUAAAACGAAAGGACGUGCCGCGUGUUCCCGUUACCUCCGGAGGCAAGGUGUUCCAGCUUAGCGAGCCGGACUUCAAACGGCUGCAAACGCUGAAGAAACAGAAGCAGCUGCUGUCGGAGAAGCAGUCGAGCAUGAGUCCCGGCGGCGGUGGCUCGGGUGGCACCAGCUCCUCGCCGCCCAAUCCCAAGUCGACCACGCAGUACCAGAAGGCGCAGCAGCUGGCUGCUCAUACGCAGUUCCAGAAGCACCUGAGGAUGCAGCAGGAAAUGCUGAACCGACAGAGUAGAGGGGACUUCGAGCCGUUGAUCUGCGAUGUCCGUAUGUUGGCGAACGAGAACACACCGACGCAGAAUCUGUUGCACAACCUGAAUCUGCCCAAGUCGAUACAAGUGACCACGAAGACGUCGGGUCAGAUACCGAUACUGCCGAAAAUCCCGAAAUCGUUGACGGUGAUACCGCAGACCGUCACCAGACCCACCGACAAAUGAAACGGACCGAGAACGAAAACGAAGGGACAGUAAGUAGUUAGACGUUACGAUUCUUUUAGACGAGAGAAGAGUACACGGAAUGUGGGAGGAGUGUGUUCAUGGGACGAUCGGCUCUCACGCGAGGCGAGGCACGAAUUAUUCCGAUGCUCGUCUUCCAAACGCCGACUCGAGUGGACCGCUGAUCAGAAAAACGUGACAAUAUCUGCCUUAUCGAUGCGCGCGUUGUUCGCGGGACAGCGUUCGAAACGGUACGACGAGGAGCGCGUGAACGCGCGUCUCCGGUCGCAUAUCGAUCGUGAUCAAACUGUGCGCACGCGCACACUAUAUAGAUAGAAAUAUAUAAGUAACUAAACUCAAACGGCUAGAGAUACUUGGAUACUAACGAUUAUACACUAACCAACCAAAGCAUCAACGCGUGAGAAAGUAAAUGAGACGUGAAACACGGCGAAGAAGCAAAAGAAAACCUAUUUCCGACGGAAAAGUGCCUAAAAAAAUGAGAUAUCGCGAGCGAAGUCGUU